GUCAUUCAUCAUAAAAAUUGGAACCUCACUCAAUAAAUAAAAAAUAAUCAAGAAAAAAUAUUACCAUUUUUUGUCUUUAAAAUAAUGGCAUAAAUUAAUAACACAAAAUAAAAGAUAUAAACUCUUGUGUAAAGAGACCAGUGGUAAACUUGUGUAGGACAAUGCCAGAGCACGUAGAGCUACAACAUCUCGUGGACCUGUCAGCGGGAAGUGGAGAUGAGACAAUACCAAACUUACUGGAAAACAAAAGGCCACUUCUAAAACGAUGCCCAUACUUAGGGCUAAUACUCGCGACAUUAUCAUCUCUAUUCUUUUCUCUUUGCUCAGUGAUCGUCAAAAGCCUCGUCAACAUCGACCCAAUGCAACUUGCGAUGUUUAGAUUCAUAGGAGUUCUACUGCCAACAAUACCUAUAGUCAUUUAUACAGAACAGCCUGUAUUUCCUUCAGGUAAACGUGUUUUAUUGGUUUUAAGGUCAAUAGUAGGCACUGUAGGGUUGAUGUUAAGUUUUUAUGCCUUUCGGAACAUGCCACUAGCAGAUGCAUCUGUUAUUGUAUUCUCAGUACCUGUAUUUGUGGCAUUAUUUGCCAGGGUAUUUUUAAAAGAACCAUGCGGUAUUUGGAAUACAAUUUCCAUAAUACUGACGCUUAUAGGAGUGGUUUUGAUUACUCACCCGCCAUUUCUUUUUGGAAGUGAUGCUAUUGCUGAUCACAAUCAGAAUUAUAACAGUUUAAGAGGUGCUGUGGCAGCAUUUAUUUCUACAAUCUUUGGAGCGAAUGCUUAUGUUUUAUUACGGGUACUCAAAGGGCUGCAUUUCUCUGUAAUCAUGACUAACUUUGGUGCUAUAGCCAUAUUGCAGACCUUGUUUUACUCUUUCGUAUUUGGAAUACUGUGUAUGCCAAACUGUGGUACGGAGAGAUUUCUUGUUGUGUGCUUGGCAUUGUUCAGCUAUUUAGGUCAGAUUUUGUUGACAAUGUCUCUGCAAAUGGAACAGGCUGGUCCUGUAGCCAUUGCGAGAUCUGCAGACAUUGUUUUUGCGUUUCUCUGGCAGGUGAUGUUCUUCAAUGAGAUACCGAGCAAGUUUUCUGUGUGCGGAGCUGUGUUAGUUCUAAGUUCGGUACUACUCGUAGGUCUACGGAAAUGGGCCUUGGCUUUACCAGCCGAAUCCCAGUUAAGAAGUAAGCUUGGCGUGUUAGCUCAAUAAGUUAUGUGUAAGACGUAAUUACUUCACACAGUGUACCUUACCAUUAUAAGAGUAAUAUUUUUGUGUGCUCUUAAACCCCAGUUUGUGAUUUUCAUUUUGCUUGCAGCCUAGUCAUCAAUUAUAGUAUUCAAAGCCAAUGCUUGCAGUAUUUAUUGUGGAGUUUAAGAGCCAAAUAGGCCAGUUAACACUAAUUUCUGUGAUUUAAUUUAAAAAAAAAUACAUCUUUUCAAAUUUGGCCCUAAUGUUUAAAAAAUCAUGUAUUGUAUUAUUUCAUAAUAUGGUUAGUGUUACCUGGCCUCUGACCUAAGGUCCAAACUAGAUUCACUUUGUAGUAUAGGACAACAGACACAAUAAUUAAUUAUUAUAGAUAAUUAAGAUACCUUUCACACUAAAAGACUGUUAAAUAAGUCCUCAUGUGUUGUCAUAUUGGCCUCUUGUUUCUUGUGUUCCUCAUUUUAGCUUUAAUUUUAUUCGUGUACUUAUAUUUUAUUAUAUAAGUAUGUCUAGGUUUACACAUGCAUUGCACGUGCUUGUAUGUGGGUGAAUAUAGAGCUUCAUUUUUGUAUUAGUUUAUAAAAAUUUUAUAAAGGUCUACCAAAGUCUCAAAAUGUGGUGCAUUACCCAGAGAUGUUACUGGGAGCCGGCUGUCAUACGAAACGACCUCUGCCCCGCCACUUUGUUUUCGUACCGGGAGUAUGUUCCGAUUUCGCUCCACAGUUCCGGACUAAAUCCUUCGUUCAAAAUCAUCUAGCACUGGCUCACCAAAGCUACCUCAGUGGGUAGUACCGCUGUGGAGGACACAGCUCUAGUGCUAGAAAAGUCCAUAAACCGAACACAGAUGUUUAAUAUUUUGAACCGCGUAGCAGUGGUUGCAUUAUUUCGAAUUAAUUUAUAAUGAAGAAGACAUCCGACCACGCGCGCUCCAGCGCCGUAAUCAAGUCUACGUUCAUCUUUAUUUACCCAGCAUAAAGAUUUUUGUAGGAAUAAGUGAAAUUUGUACAUUUUAAGUCUUUGUUGUUACUUAGAUCUCAAUUAAUACUCAGUAACUACCUACACUCUAUUUAUAAGUGUUUAUUUUUCGUUUAUAAUCAGUGAUAUUUAUUGUUGAAUUCUUUGUUAUAAUAAUUGUUCUCACCAUGUUAAGUUUUUGUCUUUUCAAAAUAUUUUGUGUAUAUCUUCAUACACCUAGGAGUCUGUUCACGAACAUAGGCAUAUUCUUAUUUUCUCUCCUUCUUAAUAACUUUACUAUUAUAUAUUUCGGUCUGAAAUACCACAAUAAACCAAAGUGUGUUGCUUGCCUAUUGUAUUUAGUUAUAAAUAAGUCUGUUUUAAAGCAUUUUUGUACCUAGCCACUAACAUAUCAUCGAAAAUGUAAAUAUCUUUGUCUAUGUUGAAAAUUUUCUAGUCAUAGGCAUUAAACUAGCUCUAUUUUAAGUACUUACCUUAAAUUUUAUCAGUUUUGAAUGCUAUUUUAAUCAAAUAACUGCAUUUUAUUUUACAUGAGCAAUUUAUAAUAUAGAUCUGCUGUAUAAUUUUGAUUGUAAAUAGUCACAUAAUGAUGUUAUGAAUUGUGAUAUUUUUACUUCUAGUCAAGUCUAAUGACUGUAUGCUAAAAUAAAAGUAUGUUAAAUUUACUUGAAAUGUUUAUCAAUCCAUGAGGGCCUAUUAUUUUUAUUAAUUUCCGCGGGAAUGUUAGUUCAUGGGAUUUUAAUAUUUCAGCGAGCGGAGAUGAGCCUAAAACAUUGCCUUAUCAGCGGUCGUAAAUAUUAUUAAUUACUUACACAUUGCUUGGUCGUUAUGUGUAGGUAGUGUAAAUAACACAGGUCCAAGCAGAGUUCCUUGUUGAGCUCCAAAUGUGUUAGUUCUAUAUUCAGACUAAUUUAUUAACUUUAUCGUCGUAUUACUUUUUCUUUUUUAAGUGUUAUUGAAAAUAGAAAA
Messenger RNA from Amyelois transitella, 3140 nucleotides. Its product is annotated as solute carrier family 35 member G1. Bases 162 to 1202 code for a protein of 346 amino acids. Gene Ontology annotation, cellular component: membrane. Lineage: Eukaryota; Metazoa; Arthropoda; Insecta; Lepidoptera; Pyralidae. The record is from RefSeq and is a predicted model, not a curated record. The transcript is spliced from 2 exons.